UUGAAUCAUAAAGUUUCUGACAUUGUUAUCAACUAUGCCGGAGGACUUCAUCAUGCCAAAAAAGCUGAAGCAAGCGGAUUUUGUUAUGUGAACGAUAUCGUUAUCGCCAUACUGGAAUUGCUCAAAUACCACAAACGGGUACUUUAUGUGGACAUUGACAUUCAUCAUGGAGAUGGAGUUCAAGAAGCAUUUUAUUUCACAGAUCGGGUGAUGACAGUUUCGUUUCACAAAUAUGGAAGCUUGUUCUUUCCUGGAACAGGUAGCAUUUAUGACCAGGGACAGGGCGCUGGACAUUACUUUGCUGUGAAUGUGCCUUUACAGCAGGGUAUUGAUGAUGAUGACUAUCUUUCCGUUUUUCGCCCAAUCAUAGGACAAGUAGUGGAAUGCUUCCAGCCAGAGGCUAUAGUCUUGCAGUGCGGAGCAGAUUCUCUCGGGUGUGAUCGACUCGGCUGUUUCAAUUUAUCGUGAGU
Cylicostephanus goldi is the source of this 470-nucleotide messenger RNA. The record is from the annotation of a GenBank genome assembly. Lineage: Eukaryota; Metazoa; Nematoda; Chromadorea; Rhabditida; Strongylidae.